AUGGCAAUAAAUUAAUUAGAAAGAUUGGAAGGUUUCAUAACCAUUACUAAUUAAUAACAUAAUGGACAGGUCGAUUGUUUUAUGUUAAAUAAUAGGAGAUUAACUGAUAUCAGGGGGAUGUGAUCAUAAAAUAAAAGUUUGGUUGGUAGAUUUAAAAGAAUGAGUUGGUUUUUCUGUAUUCCUUAGAUUAACAUACCAACUCUGUAGGAUCGUUAAGACCUUAAAUAUAUCCUCGAGGAUAUUAUUAGUUUUAUUCUUUAUGGAUUAAUUUAUAGUAUUUAAAAAUAUUAAUAAAAAUAUUUGAUGCAAUUAUGUAAUUCUAUCUUUUAAUUUCAUUUUGAAUUCCAUAACAACCAACCUUAGCUGCUGGAUAUUAAAUUCAUUUCAUUUAAUGAUCAAUAAUUUUUUGGGUACCUUUACACUUGUAUAUUAAUGAUCUUUUGGUAUUUGAAUUAUAGAACUGAGUCUUUUCAUCUAUUUCAAAUAAAACCAUCACUUUUACAAAAAUUAUGAAUGUGAAGAUAGGAGCUGCUUUCCAAAUAUAAAUAAUAAAGUUAGAGAUGUAAGAUUCUUAGACAUAAAUGUCAUAUCUAUUUGAUAAGAGAAUUUGAUAAUGGCACAUUUAAAAUUGUUUCAACUUUAAAUUUUUAAAAUGAGGUGACAUGUGGGACGAUGACAAAUAAUGGGUAGUAUUUAGUAUUUCAGGACAAUAAGUCUGCAAAGUAUUUAUCAUAUGAAUUAUUAUACUAAUGA
This is a messenger RNA of Paramecium octaurelia, 753 nucleotides long. NCBI's taxonomy places the organism in Eukaryota, Ciliophora, Oligohymenophorea, Peniculida, Parameciidae. The record is from the annotation of a GenBank genome assembly.